Molecule: messenger RNA, 981 nt
Organism: Ruditapes philippinarum (Manila clam)
Lineage: Eukaryota; Metazoa; Mollusca; Bivalvia; Venerida; Veneridae
Exons: 7
Coding region: 99-860 (253 amino acids)
Source: RefSeq, a predicted model, not a curated record
UCGAAUUACGUGCCAUUUUAUAAACUUUAAACGUGAACAUUUAAAAUUGAAUUCCUUAUUUAAUUUAGUUUUCGAUUGGUUCCGUAAGCCAGUAAAGUAUGAUAGUAAAACUGGUAGAGUUAGUCUUUCUUACAUAUCUGUGCUGUCCUGGUACAGAUGCACGGUCUGUCAAAUUCGAAGAAAAUUCAAAGCGUUUCAUCUUAGACUGGGCAGCCGCUGCGGCUAGCUUUCUCACUCAUUCAAUUAAUGCAUCCGUCUCAGUGAUCUUUAAGGCGGAAUGUGUCACGUGCAAAUGUACGCAGGCGUGUAGUGCGGAACAGUUUACCCAUUCACUUUUGGGAAUAACUCCAAGUGAGAGAAUAGCCUGUGGUGUCCAGUACUGGGAUUCAAUUGACUGCACAGGUGUGAGUAAAAGCAAUGCAACUAUCCAUCCUAACAUUGUCUCAACGCCUGCUUCAAUUCCGACUACUCCAGGGUGUGAUAAGCUUUGCUCAAUAACCGCAGUUGCUAAAUCACAAUCGCAAAUGAACCAAAAUGCCAAAAUGUGCGCAAAAGGUAAUCGAAAUACCAACGAAGCGCUCCCAAUGACUUGUUGUAGUUUAAACAUAUCUACCACAUGGCAGAAAGGACCUCAGGUGAUGCCUAACUGCUCGUCCAUUCCCCACUACACCCCAGUAGCAGCAUUUAUCAACAAUGUUUAUAUACCUGGAACAUCGGGGAUCUUUGCUGGUUGCUUGACCAAUGGAGAACAAGGAUUUCAAUUGAUAUAUCAGGACUGUUUGAAUACACCAGGACUUUUACAUAUCAGUAAACAACAUAAAGAGAACAAUGAUCCCAGCAUAUUCCACAUCAUACAAUAAAUACAAAUACUGACUGGUGGAACAGCAUUGAUGGUUGGAAUAGCAUUCCUUCGUUUUCGUUAUUAACGCUGUCCAUUUUAGAAUAACUUAUCAAUAUAAUAAAAAAUUGAAUAAGGAAUGA